GUGGGAUUCAGCCAGGUUCAGCCCUUCCUAACCACUCUCUUCCCACGUUUGCCCAGGAAUACGAUGGUGAGCGCAAUGCCGAAGGGGAGCGACACGGAUACGGCAAAGCACUACUGCCCAACGGUGCUAAGUACGAAGGAGACUACCAACAUGGUCUGAGAAGUGGACGUGGGACCUACAGGUUUGAAAAUGGUGCUAUCUACACUGGAGAGUAUCUUCAAAACAAAAAACAUGGCAAGGGUAUCUUUUAUUAUCCAGAUGGAUCAAAAUAUGCAGGAGACUGGGUGGAUGACCAGAGACAUGGCUAUGGAGAAUAUACAUUUGCAAAUGGAGACAUCUAUUCUGGAGAAUGGCUUAACCACAACAGGCUUGGGCAAGGUGCAUACAUCUACAAAGACACAGGAUCCAAGUAUGUUGGUCAUUGGGUAAAUGGAGUCCAGGAAGGAGAAGGUGAACUUAUCCACCUAAACCACAGAUUUAAGGGCAAGUUUUUCGAUGGAAAUCCUGUAGGUCAUGGCAAAUACAUCUUUGAUAUUGGAUGUGAACAGCAUGGUGAAUACAUACAGCCAGGGCAGGUAAAAGAAAGA
This is a messenger RNA of Acanthisitta chloris (rifleman), 587 nucleotides long. Its product is annotated as radial spoke head 1 homolog. Gene Ontology annotation, biological process: axoneme assembly; spermatid development. The transcript has 5 exons. Gene Ontology annotation, cellular component: motile cilium; nucleus. The record is from RefSeq and is a predicted model, not a curated record. The annotation marks the transcript as partial. Lineage: Eukaryota; Metazoa; Chordata; Aves; Passeriformes; Acanthisittidae.